AUGAACAGAACAGGUGAGAAAUAAAAAAAAGAAAUUAUUACUAAGAAAUUAUAUAUAAUUUAUUUUAAAUUAAUGUCUAAGAGAAGAAAGAAUAGUUCAUCUUCAUCGUCAUCAUCAUCUUCAUCUUCAUCUCCUGAGAAAAAGAUCUAUGUUAACCAAUGCGACAAAUACAAGGAAGAAAGAUAAUCUGAAAUAAGGAUACAUUUUUAUUUCAAGGAUUUGUACAUUGGAGGAUUGAAAGAAGAUGAAUUUUUAUUUUAUUUACAUGGACGCAUAUAAAAGGCUGUAAGAAUCUCUCUUUCUAAAAGAGGGUCCAUGCGAUUUGUUACAAAUAAGUUCAAUAAAUAAGNUGAAGAUGAUGAACUUGAUGAAGAUGAUCUUGAGGAGGAUCUUGAAGAAGAAGAACUAGAUGAAGAACUCAUUAAAAAAAUUAUUAAAUAAAUUAUUUCAUUUUCAUUCCUAAUUUUGGAUUAUAUCAGACUUUUUUAUCAAACCUUAUUAUUUAUUCAUUUUGCUCAUUUCCAUUCAAUUAAUCUCUUUUUCUUCUUAAUAUUCAACUUUUAUUUAUCUUAUAGUUUAUUCUAUCAAUCUCUUUAAUUGAUCAUAUAUUAAUGA
This is a messenger RNA of Paramecium sonneborni, 615 nucleotides long. The record is from the annotation of a GenBank genome assembly. Lineage: Eukaryota; Ciliophora; Oligohymenophorea; Peniculida; Parameciidae.